CAUCAGUAAGGAGGAGGGGCUGCAUAGUGCACGUGACACAAAAGGGUAGCUAACAAAGCUGCAAAGGUGAACUAGACAAAGCAAGACUAUAUUGACGCUCUUUGGAUGCUUUCAAGAGCUACUGCAGUCGCCACAAGCUACUACAAUGGCAGACAGACUAAUACACAGUGAGGCCAAUAGUAGGAGGAUACAUAUAGUGGAGCAGAGCUUUGGUUCUAGUGGACUGAAACUGGUCAAGCCUGGUCGUGUGCUGGUAGGGGAGGGAGUACUCACUAAACUGUGUCGUAAGAAAGCCAAACUCCGUCAGUUUUAUCUCUUCAACGAUCUACUGGUCUAUGGAAAUAUUGUCCUGGAAAAGAAAAAGUUCAACAAGCAACAUGUAGUUCCACUGGAAGAUGUAAAACUACAGUCGUUGGAAAAUGAUAGCGAAUGGAAGAAUGGGUGGCAGCUCAUCACCCCCACCAAGUCCUUUGCUGUGUUUGCUGCCACUGCCACAGAGAAAGCAGAGUGGAUGGCACACAUCAACAAAUGCAUAGUGGACCUACUAGCAAGAACAAACAAGCAGCCUGCUAAAGAGCAUGCAGCUGUGUGGGUACCUGACUGUGAUGCCAACACUUGUAUGCACUGUCUCAAGACCAAGUUCACCCCCAUUAACAGAAGACAUCAUUGUCGCAAGUGUGGUGCGGUGGUGUGUGGGCCGUGCUCCAGUCGCAAGUUCCUCCUCCCGUACCAGGCCACCAAGCCCCUCAGAGUAUGCAUCUCCUGCUAUGAUGCUCUCAAUGCAGGGGAGGCUGAGAUGGAGAGAGGCGAGGGGUCAGAGUUUCCACCCUCCACUCUAGUGGGCCCUGACAACAGACAUGAUUAUGAGGCAAGUUAUAUAUUCCUUCAAUAUUCCGUACUUAUUCGAUUUAAAGUAAAUAUAUGACAUUUGAAUAUAAUAAUUAUUAUAGCACUGAGUAAGUUUUGCAACCGUAAUUAGAGUGUCGAAAAAUGCGAUAACUUAUGCUGCUACCAUCCCCAUGCCCUUACAUUGCUGCCCUGCCUCCUCUAUCUUCAGAUAGCCCCUGAUAAUUGGAACGACCCUCCUAGUGCUGAUGAGGAGGACGAGGAAUACUAUGCCAGUCCAGAGGAUACCACACGACGCUACGGCUCCUCAGAGGAAGGGGACGAUGAUGAUGAUGAACCAGAACUAACGCCGUCUCAGCCAGUUUUUUAUGAGCCAGUGUCACAAGAAUCGUCAUAGCAACACAGAACACUGACGUUAUAAACUAUGCAGCAAUCUUUUUUUAUAUUUUUUUGUGUGUAUAAUAAUAUAAUUAUAGUGGCAUGAAGUCUUUAAUAUGGAAAUGGUGUUGUGUGGAAA
Molecule: messenger RNA, 1363 nt
Organism: Halichondria panicea
Lineage: Eukaryota; Metazoa; Porifera; Demospongiae; Suberitida; Halichondriidae
Product: pleckstrin homology domain-containing family F member 2-like
Exons: 9
Coding region: 146-925 (259 amino acids)
Biological process (GO): endosome to lysosome transport; endosome organization
Cellular component (GO): early endosome
Molecular function (GO): metal ion binding; phosphatidylinositol binding
Source: RefSeq, a predicted model, not a curated record